AUCGGAAAUUCAUUGACGACGCCUUUUUCUAAAUUCGUCUGUUCCACUCCCUUUAUUAUAAAGCAGCUCGUCCAAGACUUAAGUACAUUUCUUUAGCUACCAGCUAUUGGAGGAUGAUCUAUUGAUCUAUAUAUUUUUCUCCUAGAACCCCCAUUCCUCGCCGAAACGGCUUCGGCCUUUUCAGAUACUCAGUCGGCGGGUAUUGGAAACAGCGAACAUACCAAACAUAUGCCGACAAGUGCGCGAUUUGCGUUGGCGCCUGAUCUGCCCAUAACAUUGGUGGAAUAUUUUGUUUCCGUUCGGUCAACGCCAAAAUCCUGCUCUGGCCAAUGACUUUCGAGGCUCCGGCACCCACUGCCAGGCGCGCAGUCAACCUUUUUCAAAACGACCAUGCCCGCUCUUCGAAAUAUCAUCAUCAACAAACUCGGCACUGCCCCGCCUCACUGCCCCUCUUGCUCCUUCUCCCCUCCUUCUCCCCUCCUUCUCCUCGCACUCUGCCCCUCGUGCCCGCUGAUAACCCCUCAUCCCACUCUUUGCCGCCCAUCCACGUCCAUGACUGGUGGCUGGCCCUUCGCGUCCCGCUAAGGUACUCCAGAUUUCCAGAGGCAAUUGAACAUCUGCACUGUAACAUACAGUCGCGAUGAUGGACGUGGGGCUUCCAGCACCCCACCAAUACUGUCCUUCUGCCCGGGGAUCUGAUGGGAUCCAUUACUACAUUUGGGGGCAAGGUUUAGUCACAAACUGGGCCUGCGAUUUCAAAAGAAACUCUUGUCAGAGGACCAACGGGCCAGAUAUAGCCCGAAGCCCCGGUGGACAUGCCUUGGAUCAACAAAGGUAGGAGUAGCGGGCAGGUGAUCGGAUUGGGCCCGAAUACAUGAUGACGGGUAUGCUGUGCGCUCUACAGCAAUGUAUUCUUCCAUUCUGUGUGAAGAGAUCUGCCAUUGAGUUGCUUUUAGCUUGGUCAAGUGGCGCCUAAACAAUUGCCUCCAUAGGGAAGGCUGCGAAACACCUCGUCACCCGCCGGGGUAUGCGGCGAGAAGCGGCAUGGAAGCUCUCGACGGACACCUCUUUCGAGACGAAGUCUCAUGGUCUAAGGCCCACGGUAACGUCCCACUAACGCUCCGAUUCUGCCUGCGGCACCACCUCGCUGUAUGUUUCUCCGCCAUGAAUUCUUCCGGGGUAAUUGAUUCGUAUAUAUUUCUGUUAUACCCGGUUUACCCUUCCACGUUUCGUGUUUGUCCUUUUCCCAUACUUCUCUACAUAGUAGACCUCAUCUUUUCCAUCUUUGAGCUAUUGAAUACCAUUUACUACUACAACACAUUCCCAGGUAGCAAUACAAGAUGUCGUCCUCCACCCCGAACGCUGCGAAUGGGGGUGCCGCAAAUGGAUCAGGCAAUGGCUCCGCGGCGCCCACAUCGCGACGCCCUCUUCUCCCCGGCAUAUACGCACCAACGCUGACCUUCUUCCACGCUGACACCGAGGAGCUCGAUCUGGCUACUAUCGAGCGCCACACUGUCCGCCUCGCACGUGCGGGUCUCAAGGGACUCGUGACCAUGGGAUCCAACGGCGAAGCUGUCCACCUCACCGGCGCCGAAAAGACGCUGGUAACACAAACCCACCGCAAAGCACUCGACUCCGCCGGCUUUGACCAAAUACCCAUACUUGCUGGCUGCUCUGCCGGUUCCGUCAGGGAGACUAUCACCCUGACCAAGGAAGCCGCGGCCGCAGGUGCCGAAUACACCCUCAUCCUCCCGCCCUCCUACUUCCGUGCUGCCAUGGACACGGCCGCAAUUAAGGCCUACUUCAUUAGCGUUGCAGACGAGUCGCCUCUGCCCAUCAUCAUCUACAACUACCCUGGCGCUGUCUCCGGUAUUGACCUCGACUCAGACGUGCUCAUCGAGCUAGCCCAGCACCCAAACAUCAUCGGCACAAAGUUCACCUGCGCCAACACAGGAAAACUGACUCGCGUGGCUCUUGCCACAGACGCAGCAACACCUGCCAAACCAACCGGAUACAUGGCAUUCGGUGGCAUGUGCGACUUCACAGUCCAGACGCUCGUCUCUGGUGGCAGCGGUGUGAUUGCGGGUGGCGCAAACGUGCUGCCAAAGGUUUGUGUGAAGAUCUGGGAGCUCUGGGAGCAGGGGAAGUUCGAUGAGGCAAUCGCGUUGCAGAAGGUUCUUAGCAAGGGCGAUUGGGUGUUGACGAGGGGAGCUGUGCCAGGAACAAAGGCAGCUCUGGAGACAUACUUUGGUUAUGGAGGUUACCCAAGGCGGCCGCUUGGUAGGGUAAGCAAGGAGGGUGUUUCGGCGCUGGCUGCAGGUGUCAAGGAGGUCAUAGAUGUCGAGAAUAGCUUGUGAGGAAGUGUCUGAGACUUAUGGUGGUGUUUGUGGUGCAUUUAGUUCUGGUGAAGGGCAUAACUCAUUGGGGCGGAUUUCAAUGCCGUCGUAUUGUGGAUAUAAGAAAGAGGCUUAGCACAGUGCUAGAUUACUUUACGUUCUCUAAAUCGUAAAUGCAGAAUAAUACAG
Pseudogymnoascus verrucosus is the source of this 2525-nucleotide messenger RNA. It is a transcript of the gene LGA1, whose product is annotated as L-threo-3-deoxy-hexylosonate aldolase. Gene Ontology annotation, molecular function: 4-hydroxy-tetrahydrodipicolinate synthase activity. The record is from RefSeq and is a predicted model, not a curated record. The transcript is spliced from 3 exons. Bases 1341 to 2357 code for a protein of 338 amino acids. NCBI's taxonomy places the organism in Eukaryota, Fungi, Ascomycota, Leotiomycetes, Thelebolales, Thelebolaceae.